AAUUUCACUUGUGUCACUUCGCUGUGCGGACAUUUCUCCCAUUUUCUGUGGCUCCCUGUUCUGGGGGAGAAGGACUCUCCUGUGCUGAAGAGUGACUCACUCCUCGAGCCCCGAAGUCCCUGGACAAGCUAUUCGCCAGAGAUUCAUGGUGUUGCGCGAGGAGAGUGUCUUUGAGUGCGAAAAUAAGUGUUUUUCAUCUCAUAUGGAACUGGAGGCGAAGGGUGAAAUUUAAGUGGUGAGAAAGGACUGUUGUAAAAGCCACUGCGACACAGGAUAAUGCCGAACCUUCUUUUCGACCCCAAUCCCGGGGUGAAGCUGACACCACUGGAAUCAAUGGUGCCGGUCGCUGCGGGUCUGACCGCCGCCGUGGUUCUGGCCGUGCUGACAUGCUACUGCGCCCGUCGCAUCCGGCAGCGCAACAGGAAGACUAACGGCCACGAUGCCAGCCUUCCCUUCCAGCCACCGCGGCGCCCCACGGCUGUGCGCUCGCCCAGCGGCGCCCCGCCGCACUACCUCAAGAAGUCCCCAUCGCCGACGGGCAACAAACCACCUCCCGGCUCGCUGCAAUCGCCGCCCGAGGCCCCCACGCAAGUACGCUACGCCGAAGAGAGCGAGACUGGACCUCUGCCGCGCAUGGUGGCCCACGAGACACGCGCCCCCGAGCCCGAGAGCCCCGUGGACCAGGGCGACUGCGGAGAGUACGGACGACUGGGAACAUUGGUCUUCAAGCUGCGCUUCCUCGUCGACAAAGGAGCUCUCGUGGUGUCCGUUGUGCGCUGCCGCGGUCUUCCUGGCAAGGGCGGCACUGUGAGCAAUGGAGACUUGAGCGGCGCCAAGAACACCGGCAACACCGAUCCGUACGUGAAACUGCAGCUGCUUCCCGAGAAGCAGCACAAGGUGAAGACUCGCGUGGUGAGGAACACCAGAAAUCCCGUCUACGAUGAGGACUUCACCUUCUACGGACUCACUCUGGCCGAACUGGGCUCCAUGUCCCUCCACUUUGUCGUCCUCAGCUUCGAUCGCUACUCCCGCGAUGACGUGAUCGGCGAGGUCAUCUGCCCCAUGUCCAGCAUGGAACUCUCCCAGAUCGAGAAUCAGCAGAUGGCAUUCAGCAAAGAGAUACAGCCCAGGAGUCUCAAGAUCCGUGCUCAGGGACGUGGCGAGCUUCUCAUUUCACUGUGCUGGCAACCAGCAGCUGCCAGGCUCACAGUUGUUCUGCUGAAGGCGCGCAAUCUGCCCCGCAUGGACGUGACCGGCUUGGCUGACCCCUACGUGAAGAUAUACCUUCUGUACAACGGCCAGAGAAUUGCCAAGAAGAAGACACACGUGAAGAAGAGGACACUGAGUCCCGUCUUCAACGAGAGCUUUGCAUUCGACAUCCCAACAACUGAGGGAGCUGGAGCCACGCUGGAUGGGGUCGCGCUGGAGCUGAUGCUCCUCGACUGGGACCGAGUGACGAAGAACGAGGUGAUCGGGCGGCUGGACUUGGGCGGUCCUCGGUGCACGGGCACGACUCUGAACCACUGGAAUGAGGUCUGUAAUUCACCGAGACGACAAAUUGCCGAAUGGCACAAAUUAGUUGAGUAAAUGAGAAACAGCCAAAAGGUAAAUGGAAGGAGCAACACCACCCACUUAUUCUUUUUUGGCCAUCGAAAUCAAUAAUUCCUCCUCCCCUUUUUCGAGUGGAAGCAAAAUGAAAAAGAAGAGUGACGAGGCAGAGAUGCGUAGUGGAGUGAAACCAAAGACAUAUAUACUAAAUAGUAGAGAGAGAGAAAGCAAAACACUUGCAGACGUGGGAGAAAUUGCGCAAGAGAUGAGAUAUACUAUAGUAAUUAAUGAAAGAAAUUAACUGAAGCUUCUCAAUAUAUACAGGUUUUUGUCUACAGAAUAUAUCACUAUCGAAGAUAAAGGGUAAAUAAAGGAUAAAUAAUCUCUUUGAAAAAGUGAAAUAUACUACAGAUAUACCAAGAAAAUACUAAUUAUUUAAAUUUGCUUCUCUGUGUCAAAUAUUUGUACAAAAAAAAAGAAGAAAAAGAGGAUGAAAAGCAAGAAAAUUUCAUUUUUAUCGACAGAAAAGGCAAUGCAAAAGUUUGACAUAAUAGUUGGUAUAAGAGUUCAUUAGAAAACUUCGAAAGUGGGUCAGCGCAAGAUAGGCGGAAAAUACUGAAAAUGGUCAUUCUUCCUACAUUGACUCUGUGGGACGAAUUUCAAUUCUUGACAACGCUAGCAUCACCUUAUGUAUAGUUUCUAAGAUGACAUCUUAAGAGGAGAAGGGAAGUGUGUAAAAUUAGUCUCACACGAGACACCCAUUAAUUGUAUGUGAAAGUUAUUUCCAGAGACAAAUUUAUCUCUAAUAAUCACACAGAUCGCAUUAUUGAAAUUAUCAAACUUGACAAGCACAAUGAAAUGAAAAAAAAAUCCGCAAUUUCCACAUUUACACACAAAAGCGCAUUUAUUCCCUGUCCCUGAAUAUUUUUCCCGCUGAGCCUGAAACUUAGAGAAGUCAAAUAAGGAUACCUUUAGAAAGUAUGCUUAAAGCAAAAAUCAGAGAAAAAAAUAUAAGGAAGAGCAUAAAAGACAUCUAAGCACAACAAUACAGUAUAUAAAUGAAAAUGCUUUUAAUUGAAUAGUUUUUACAAUAAAUGCCAGAGCUGAAUAUAUAAAUAUUGUACAAUUCUGAUAAUAUUCAAUAUCAUGGUGAAGAGCCAGGAGAACAAAGAGACGGUAUAUUUUUGUGGGGUACACUUCCUUGAAGUAGGACAGUAGGAUAGGAGGACAUAUUUCCUGAGAAAAUAAAAUCCCCUCGAAUUUAGGGCACAGACCAAGGAGAGAAAAACUUUCAAAAAUCUUGAAGAACAAUCGUGAAAGAGAAUAAACCAUUUGAAAGGCUCAGAUGUUUAGUGUUUGAGGAUUGCUUGUUAGCCACAAAUUAACUUUCAUAAGUCUUUGGAAAUAUGGCAAAGCAUCACUAACAGUGACUUGGCAAAUUUGUGUGUGAAAGUAAUAAGUUUUGUGAGUAACAUUACUUAUUAACUUUAUCACAAUUCGUCAAUAAACACCGAAGAUGUGAGUUUUCAAAUGAGUGGUUAGGAUUUUCUGGUAGUUCCAGUUGAAAGAUUAGCAAAAUUAUUACUAUGAACUGAUUUAAUUCAGGUGACUUGUAUUGCUCUUUUUGAAGCGAAAAGACAACGAUUUAUCUGACAUUUUACCUCAUAUCGUAAGGUAGAAAUGAUAUCCCAAAAAAAUCUCUAGCAAUUCCAUUCUCUAUCUUGUUCCUGCCCUGAAAUCGAGGUGAAUAAGUUGAGGAGAAAUCUUGUAAUAUAGCGAAAGAAGAGUAGCAACAGCAUUCUCACCUUUCUUUUGUGUGUGAUUAGCAAGCAAAAGAUUAAGAGUGUGCGUUUCCCCCCUCACGGAAGGUGAUACUGAAGUGGGAAAGCAAUUAAAUGGUUAGUUAUAUACUUGUGUUGGCACAAAAUGAGACACAAUUUUUUCUAAUGCAUCCCCAGAUCACACAGUUCCUUCCAGCACCCCCCGAUCCAGCCCCCUUUCUGUAUAUGUGUUGUACAUAAUUAAGUGGCAAAAAGGAAUCAAUGAUCAUUUUAAGAGAAUCAAUACAAUUUCUAGUAGAGACAAUUUUUGUACAUUACUUUGACAAAAUAUUCUCCCUCUGUUCCAUCCAUGAUGUAAAAGUAUUAUUUAGAGGCGAUGAAUGGAGGCAUUCAAUUGCAAAAUAUGAAUCAUUAGUGAAAUGAAAUAAUUUGUAGAAAAGAUUUGAAGAUAUUAUUGCAUAUUUCAGAAAAAAAAAUUAUAUUGAUUAAUAUUAUAAUGAUUAUACAGAAAUAAAAGUGACAACUUACUAGAA
Molecule: messenger RNA, 3862 nt
Organism: Phlebotomus argentipes
Lineage: Eukaryota; Metazoa; Arthropoda; Insecta; Diptera; Psychodidae
Gene: Syt4
Product: synaptotagmin-11
Exons: 4
Coding region: 277-1587 (436 amino acids)
Biological process (GO): calcium-ion regulated exocytosis; regulation of dopamine secretion; regulation of calcium ion-dependent exocytosis
Cellular component (GO): synapse; membrane; axon
Molecular function (GO): calcium-dependent phospholipid binding; SNARE binding; calcium ion binding
Source: RefSeq, a predicted model, not a curated record